AUGUUUAUUUGGUACCCCCGAACAAAUAUAAUUUUGAACGUAACAUUCGCGCUAUUUACCUUAGCCAACAAUUCUAGUAGCACUGAUAUAUUCGACUCCAUUUCCAAUAUAGUUAAGAUCUCUGAAAGUUCACAGUUUGAGCAGAGUGGCGCUAAAAUUGUAUUGGAUUGUUUGAACAAGAAUUUCUAUACCGAAGAAGAUCUUUUGGAGUGUAUUUAUGAGCAAUCAAAUCAGUCAAUGCUUACCGGAAUUGUCCCUCAUUGCUUAUGCUAUUACACCUUAUGUACUCUACCUAUUUGUGCAAGAGAUUGUUCACAUAUUGAUUCUCCACAGUUCAAAUCUCAGUGCCUGGAGUGCCUCGGCGAAUGUAUACCACAGUUUCUUAAUUGUUUAACACGCUAA
Messenger RNA from Babesia microti strain RI, 402 nucleotides. RefSeq lists its product as hypothetical. Bases 1 to 402 code for a protein of 133 amino acids. Lineage: Eukaryota; Apicomplexa; Aconoidasida; Piroplasmida; Babesiidae. The transcript has 2 exons. The record is from RefSeq and is a predicted model, not a curated record.